AUGGCGCAAAUUAGCAUUGCGAAGUCCUUCCUGCUAGCCUACGCUUUCGUCGUUCUCUCUGCUGCGGCUGUUACAGUUUCUGCUCAGGCGCCGGCACCAUCUCCCGAUGUUGGAGAUGCAUUCUCUUUGCCAGUCUCUGGCGCCGUCAUUGGGACAUCUCUUUUGCAACUUUCAAACAAACCAAUGGCGCAAAUUAGCAUUGCGAAGUCCUUCCUACUAGCCUACGCUUUCGUCGUUCUCUCCGCUGCUGCUGUUACAGUUUCUGCUCAGGCGCCGGCACCAUCUCCCGAUAUUGGAGAUGCAUUCUCUUUGCCAGUCUCUGGCGCCGUCAUUGGGACAUCUCUUUUGUUCUCACUUUUCGCUCUUUUGAGGCAUUGA
This is a messenger RNA of Fraxinus pennsylvanica, 378 nucleotides long. The record is from the annotation of a GenBank genome assembly. NCBI's taxonomy places the organism in Eukaryota, Viridiplantae, Streptophyta, Magnoliopsida, Lamiales, Oleaceae.